CGUAAUAGUUCGUAACUCUUCCCCGUACCCCCCCUUCUCUCUCUCAUAUGCAAACAUCUCUCUCACUCUCCCCUUAUUUGUCAAUAUAAAGCAACAUCAGCUGCAGCACUGCAUUGCCUCAGUACUAUCAUUCUCAUUUCUCCAUCAAUCCACAAAUCCCACUCUUUCCUUCUCUAUCUCUCUCUAGAAAAUACUCUUUUCUUUCUCUCUCUUACCCAAAAAAAAAAAAAGUUAAAAUGGUGGUGUUAUCUCAUGUUGCAUUAGACCAAUUCAUGAAAACCUGCAAACCAAUAGACACACACUUAUUCCCUACAGUAAUCCCAACCAUUGACUUAAACUCUCCUGAUGUUAAAUCCCUGAUUGUUAAAGCUUGUAAGGAAUUCGGGUUUUUUAAGGUGGUUAACCAUGGCGUACCAAUUGAGAUGACGAGGCAAUUAGAAGAUGAAGCAAGUAAAUUCUUUAGUUUGCCUCAAGGACUUAAAGAAAGUGCUGGAAAUCCUAACCCCUUUGGUUAUGGUAACAAGAAGAUUGGUCGUAAUGGUGACGUCGGUUGGAUUGAGUAUCUUCUGUUAUCUGCUUCUGAUGAGUUCAUCUCACAGACUUGUCUCUCCAUUUAUCCGGAUAACCCUGAUGUUUUCAGGUGUGCUUUAAACAAUUACAUAUCAAAAAUGAAGAAAAUGGGGGUGAGAGUGUUAGAAACAAUGGCGGAAGGGCUGAAUUUGAAAGGAGAAGACAGGUAUGCGUUGAGUAAUCUGAUAAAAGAUAGCAAAAGCGACUCGUAUUUCAGGCUGAAUCAUUAUCCACCAAGGCCUGAGGCGUUUGAAGGCAUCAACGGUAGGAACUUGGUUGGAUUUGGAGAGCAUACAGACCCACAAAUCAUAUCUGUUCUUCGAUCAAAUAAAAUUGGAGGCCUCCAAAUCUCUCUCAAUGAUGGAACUUGGGUCUCUGUUCCACCUGAUGAUAACUCCUUUUUCAUACUCGUUGGGGACUCUUUGCAGGUGAUGACUAAUGGAAGAUUUAAGAGUGUGAAACACAGGGUUUUGGCUGACAACAUGAAAUCAAGAUUAUCAAUGAUCUUCUUUGCGGGCCCACCUUUAUGUCAAAAGAUAGCACCUUUACCUUGCAUUAUGCAAAAAGGAGAAGAAAGCUUGUACGAAGAAUUCACUUGGUGUGAAUACAAAAAAUCAGCUUACAAAUCUAGGUUGAGUGAGAAUAGGCUCUUACGCUUUGUAAAGAGAAAUCAUAACUAAUUAAUUAUGUCAUACUUACCCUAUAGUUCUAAGUGAUUAAGAUUUUGUAAAAUAGGUAAUUUACUUUCACCUCUGAAAAGAAUUAAUUAACUUUUAUUUCUUAAGUUAUC
Spinacia oleracea (spinach) is the source of this 1360-nucleotide messenger RNA. Its product is annotated as gibberellin 2-beta-dioxygenase. The record is from RefSeq and is a predicted model, not a curated record. Lineage: Eukaryota; Viridiplantae; Streptophyta; Magnoliopsida; Caryophyllales; Amaranthaceae. Bases 237 to 1250 code for a protein of 337 amino acids. The transcript is spliced from 3 exons.